Messenger RNA from Mesoplodon densirostris (Blainville's beaked whale), 592 nucleotides. Its product is annotated as interferon alpha-inducible protein 27-like protein 2A. Gene Ontology annotation, biological process: apoptotic signaling pathway. The record is from RefSeq and is a predicted model, not a curated record. Gene Ontology annotation, cellular component: mitochondrion; membrane. NCBI's taxonomy places the organism in Eukaryota, Metazoa, Chordata, Mammalia, Artiodactyla, Ziphiidae.
GCUGGGGUCGAGAUGCUGCGAGGGGCCGGCCGCGUCCCUAGUGGUUCUCCAGGAAAUAACAGCAUUUCGUGCAGCUUAGUCAUUUCCUGAGCUCCGCUGCAGCGAGGAGGGCGUCACCAUGAUAAAACGGGCAGCUGCUGCUGCGAUAGGAGGAGCCCUGGCCGUGGGGGCUGUGCCCGUGGUGCUGGGCGCCGUGGGCUUCACCGGGGCAGGAAUCGCAGCCUCCUCCUUAGCGGCCAAGAUGAUGUCAGCGGCCGCCAUGGCCAAUGGGGGCGGAGUUGCCGCUGGCAGCCUCGUGGCCACUCUCCAGUCCGUGGGGGCAGCUGGACUCUCCACAUCAUCCAACAUCCUCCUGGGCUCCGUUGGAUCAGCUUUUGGGGCUUUGCUUGGAGGUGCAAAAAAGGCACCUUCUUCCUCUCUCCAGCUGGACCCAGAGCUGAAGGGGACCAGCCAGGAGAAAAUGUACCCCAAGCCAGACCUCCAAAACUCCCACUCAGUUCAGAGAAGCAUGAGAAAUAAAGAGCAUCUGCAGAUGCACCGUCCUGUCUUUGUUCCUUGCAGCCCUGGGGGGUUGUGAGUUGUGAAUUGGAAG